Molecule: messenger RNA, 1041 nt
Organism: Cyanidioschyzon merolae strain 10D
Lineage: Eukaryota; Rhodophyta; Bangiophyceae; Cyanidiales; Cyanidiaceae
Exons: 1
Coding region: 1-1041 (346 amino acids)
Source: RefSeq, a predicted model, not a curated record
AUGUUUUCUGAACUGGCGUUAUACCAACCCCAUGUCAGGCGUGGAAGCACUCGUGUUUGCUGCUUUGCGGUAGCUUGCGCAGAGCCGUCUGCUUCGAAACCACAGACAGGGAAGAAGAAGCUCGCUGAUGCGAACGUGAGAAACGUCCGCCGUGCGCGGCACCCUGCGCAGUCAGGUGUAACUCCCGAGGCCGCGCGGCCACGGAAGCGUUCGAAUGCGAGACCGACCGAAAGGACCAACCGCAAGGCGAAGUAUGAAGACGCUGAGACUAUCCCCGACCUGGUCGCACGUCGAAACUCGCAGUCGAAACAGCUGUCACCGGCGACGCUGGACAUGUUUUUUCGUCACGGUAGCAUCGUAGAGCCGGGGCCGGACCCGUCGCCUUCGGACGAGCCGGAUUGGUCGGCCUGCGAGCUCAACGGCCAAAAGUGUCGCAUUAAUGAAAUCGAUACGGUUGUCAAGAAGGCGCCCGAGCGAGUGCUACGGUGUCUUGUGGCGUAUGAGAAUAGCCCGCUGGUGCCGAGCGGUGAAAUAGAAGAGCAGCUCCGGCUUGCCAUGCAGAACUUGUUCAGUCGCAAGCUGGACUCGUCAACACCGAAAACGAAACAAACUUUAGAGGAGCUCGAGGAGAAAACUUGUUGUCCCACAUGUAAUGGCUCCGGCUGGGAGACCUGUGAAUACUGCGGCGGCCGCGGCAUCAUACACGAGAGCGAGUACCAGCAGAACUUUAAGAGCAAUCGCAUCAUGGUCUACUUGCCCAUACGCUUGACGUACGGGAACUUGCUCCGAUGUCCGCUCUGCGGGGGACUGCGCAAAGAGCGAUGCAGUCAGUGCUUUGGUUACGGGGAUCUACACGUCGCGCAGUCGGUGCUGGAGGAGCUCAAUCGCGAGCAGCAGAUUGAUCCAAAUGAUGCACCACCUGAGCUCGGAAACAUGAUGGAAAAUGAGGCACGCGAUCAGUCGAUUGCCAGGUUUCGCGAACUCGAGCGAAAAACGAUCCUUACGGAGCAGAGCAAUACAGAUUUUCAUGAAUUCCGAUAA